This is a messenger RNA of Drosophila eugracilis, 1843 nucleotides long. RefSeq names its product splicing factor 3A subunit 3 (gene noi). Gene Ontology annotation, biological process: mRNA splicing, via spliceosome. Gene Ontology annotation, cellular component: spliceosomal complex; nucleus. The transcript has a single exon. Bases 177 to 1688 code for a protein of 503 amino acids. Lineage: Eukaryota; Metazoa; Arthropoda; Insecta; Diptera; Drosophilidae. Gene Ontology annotation, molecular function: zinc ion binding; RNA binding. The record is from RefSeq and is a predicted model, not a curated record.
CGAAGGGUGUAUAACACCAUACCACAAAUAUUGUUUGCAGCCCUACUUCGUGGUGACUGACUGUUUUUAUGUACACACGCUAACUGAAGAAACUUUUUGUUUUCCGUCGGGAGUUUGCUUAAUAAAAGGCUUUCCAUUUAAGUUUUGCUUCUAUUAAAACCUCGCCGUUGAGAGCCAUGGAGACUCUCCUGGAGCAACAACGACGCUACCAUGAGGAACGUGAGCGCCUAGUCAAACUAAUGGUGGACGAGCAUGCGACCAAGAAGCCGGGCGAAAAAGAGCGCAUCCAUUCGGAACACCGACUGAAGUACCUAAUGGAACUCCACCACAAUGCCACGUCGCAGCUGCGCGACCUCUACGAGGAUAAGGACAAUGAGCGGAAGGCAGAAAUCGCGGCACUUUCAGGACCCAACGAGUUCAAUGAAUUCUACGCCCGCCUUAAGCAAAUAAAGCAAUUUUACAAAUCGCAUCCCGCGGAGGUCAGCGUGCCGUUGUCCGUUGAGUUCGACGAGAUGAUCCGAGUGUACAACAACCCAGACGACAUGAGCGCUCUGGUUGAGUUCACGGAUGAGGAGGGCGGCGGUCGGUAUCUGGACCUUAACGAGUGUUAUGAGCUUUACCUAAACUUGAGGUCAGUGGAGAAGCUGGACUAUAUUACUUACUUGAUGUCCUUCGACCACGUUUUCGACAUUCCGCGUGAACGUAAGAAUCGCGAGUAUCGCAAGUACAUAGAGACCCUCAACGACUACCUGCACCAUUUCAUCCUGCGCAUUCAGCCCCUUCUCGACUUGGAGGGGGAGUUGCUGAAGGUGGAGCUUGACUUUCAGCGUCAGUGGCUACUAGGCACAUUCCCCGGCUUCUCGCUCAAGGAGACGGAGUCGGCUCUAGCAAACACAGGCGCCCACCUUGAUCUGUCCGCCUUCUCCAGCUGGGAGGAGCUAGCCUCGUUGGGAUUGGAUCGUCUAAAGUCGGCACUGGUGGCCCUGGGACUUAAGUGCGGUGGCACCCUGGAGGAGCGCGCCCAGCGCCUAUUCUCCACUAAGGGGAAGAGCACACUUGAUCCCGCCCUGAUGGCUAAGAAGCCUAGCGCCAAGUCUGCCAGCGCGCAGACACGAGAGAACGAGCGCCACAAGGAAAUCGCCCAGUUGGAAGCGCUGCUCUAUAAGUAUGCGGAACUUUUAUCAGAGCAGAGAGCGGCUACUAAGGAGAAUGUGCAGCGAAAGCAGGCUCGAACUGGUGGUGAGCGGGACGACAGCGAUGUCGAGGCCAGCGAAUCAGACAACGACGACGACCCUGAUGCGGAUGACGUUCCUUACAACCCAAAGAAUCUGCCGCUCGGAUGGGAUGGCAAACCAAUUCCCUACUGGCUUUACAAGCUGCACGGCCUGAACAUCAGCUACAACUGCGAGAUCUGUGGAAACUUCACCUAUAAGGGCCCAAAGGCCUUUCAACGUCAUUUUGCAGAAUGGCGCCAUGCUCACGGCAUGCGUUGCCUGGGCAUCCCAAACACCGCCCACUUCGCCAAUGUCACUCAGAUCGAGGACGCCAUCACGCUAUGGGAAAAGCUUAAGUCGCAGAAACAGAGCGAGCGCUGGAUCGCCGACCAGGAGGAAGAGUUCGAGGACUCGCUGGGAAACGUGGUCAACCGAAAGACUUUCGAGGAUCUAAAACGCCAGGGACUGCUCUAGAGAAUCGAUUUAUGAGUUGCUUAAAAACCGGUCAAUCUUAUGCUGGGCUUAGAUAUUUUUAAAUUUUGAUGAUCAUUAUCAGAUCAUAAUCAGAUUUGUUGACAACAACAGUGGUUUAAUAAAAUCAUUCAUUUAUUUCGUGUCACAAAAUGGAA